Molecule: messenger RNA, 1813 nt
Organism: Zootoca vivipara (common lizard)
Lineage: Eukaryota; Metazoa; Chordata; Lepidosauria; Squamata; Lacertidae
Gene: CFAP45
Product: cilia and flagella associated protein 45
Source: RefSeq, a predicted model, not a curated record
GACGGGUAAACAGGAGGCGGAGGUUCCCGGAGCCGGCAGCGGAGGGCGAGAUGCCGGGCAGUGUAUGCUCCUUGGGGGCUACCUCCACCGGCUCCUCAGGCCGGUCCCGCUCGCGCUCCCGCGCCCGCUACAGAACCAAGGCUGCCAGCUCAGAAGUGGACGAGAGCCUCUUUGGGCUUGCCAAGAAUGUUAACCUGUCCCGCACUGGCAGCCCCAUUGUGGUCCUUCGAGAUGUGGACUCGGAGAGGAAGUCCCUGGGCUGGGGCCACAAGCCGGAGACGAUCCGUCUCAUCACUCGCGACCUCAUCCGGGACCUCAUUGUGCCCAAACUCGACCCGUCUGGAGAGUCCCUGAUCAUAAGCCCCGAGGACUACCAGCGCAUCAAAGACUCGUCCCGUGUCUUCACCAAGGAGGAGCGCGAAGCUCAGAAAGAGGCCCUCAAGGCAGAGCGAGAAGCCACCAUAGUUGCCGUGAACGAGAGGAAGAAAUCCAUGAAGCUAAAGGAGAUCUUGCGGAAGAAGAAUGAAAAGCUGAACGACCUGGAAGAGGAGGCCAAGGAGCGGGCCCAGUACCUGCUCCAGCGGGCCGCCAACAUGCGCAUGGAGCAGGAAGACGAGAUCAAGACUCUUGGCGAGAUCAUCCUGGAGGCCAAAUGCCACGCCAUCCGCGAUGCCCAGAUCCUGGAGAAGAGGCAGAUUGAGAAGGAGAUGAACGAGGAGGAGAUGCGGCUGGCCAAGAUGAUGGAGGCAGAGAGGCAGAGGGUCGGCAUGAUGCAGGAUGAGCUGGAACGGAAGAGGAAGGAGGAGAAGUACAGGGGGAAGCGUCACCUCCUUGAGCAGAUACAGAAGAACGAAGAGAUGCGUUCCGUGAAUUCUGAGCAGCGAGACCAAGAGGCGCAGGAGAUGCUGGAGUACCUGGAGAGGCUGCAGUUUGAAGACGAGAGGGAAAUGGAACGCAGGAGGAUGGAGCAGCUGCGGAUGCAGGCCGAGAUCAGGCGCAUCAACGAUGAGAACGAGAAGCGCAAACAGGAAAUGUUGGAGCAGGAGAGGAUGGCCGACCGGCGGGUGCUGGAGUACCAGAGGAAGAAGAUGGAACGGGAGGCCGAGUAUGAGGCUGAGCAGGAGAAAAUCCGUCGGGAAAAGGAGAUGGAGACGGCCCGGCUACGGGCACUGCAGGAGAAAGCCCAGGAUCACCAAGCAGAGCAGGAUGCCCUGAGAGCCAAGCGCAACCAGGAGGCCACCGAGCGGGAGUGGCGCCGGAAGGAGAAGGACGCAGCGCAUAAGAAGGCCCAGACGGAAGCCAUGCUGAAGCAGAGCCGCUUGGAGCAGGUGGCCCACAAGGAGCACACCUUGGCGGUCCAGGUGCAGCGGGACCGUGCCGAGUUCGAGAGGAUCGUCAGAAUCCAACAGGAACAGAUUGAGAAGGAGCGGAAAGAGCACGAGAGGCGUGUGGCUCUUCAGCAGACCCACGCGGACGAGAUCCGCCGCCAGGUGCGCGAGCACCAACAGAAGCAGGUCCAGGAGCGCAUCGCCAUCUUCGAGGAGGGCAAGCGGCUCAAGGAAGAAGCCCGCCGGCGCAGUGAGCGCCUCAACGAGAUCAAGCGCAAAAAGCUCGACGAGCUCCGAGCUGCCGGCCUCCCCGAGAAGUACUGUGCCCAGGUGGAGCGCAAAGCCUAUGUCCAGUUAGCCCCAGUGCACUGAGUGGGGGAAGAGACCCCGUCACCUGCAACAGCUGUAGACUGUCUACAUGUAGCCUAGAUUUUCUAUUUUCUUACAUUCCAAGAGUAUUUUAUGAAUAGACCUAUUUCUGGAUA